This is a messenger RNA of Heterotrigona itama, 2345 nucleotides long. The record is from the annotation of a GenBank genome assembly. Lineage: Eukaryota; Metazoa; Arthropoda; Insecta; Hymenoptera; Apidae.
AUGGUGGGGGAAACAGCGAAGAGGAAGGAAGUGAUGCGCAGAGCACUUGGACAGUCGAAGCAGGCAUUUGGUGCGGUGAUGUACGGUUUGUGCGUGUCGUUUGGUCGUGUUGCGUAAUCGGUUGAAAGGAGGAAGCGAGACAGAGGGAAACGCAUUACAAGUCGUAGAGGCAAAUUCGACCGUGCCUCGCGCUACCGUAAACGUAACGACACUGCCUGCAGCGGAUCAAGAGAUAUGUCGCAGAGUGGAAGCAAACAUUGCUAGCAUUGUGAAUGACACGACUGGAUUUUCCGCCAACGGAUCGAUAACGAACGACGAGAAAUUCGACACGGUUAAAAUGUCGUCGGCGAUCAAGUCCAGUGGCACGCCGGGCAUUACCCCGCUUCUGCCCGUGCUGCGCCAUUGUAAGUACGAGCAUUUCGUCGCUGGUAUAUCAGGCGGUGUGGUCUCCACGCUGAUGUUGCAUCCUCUGGAUCUGAUCAAGACCAGGUUCGCAGUUAGCGAUGGCCACUCACGUGUAGGUCCACAAUACAGUAGUCUUAAAAGCGCAGUGGUACAAAUUGUUAGGAGUGAAGGAGUCAAGGGACUCUAUAGAGGGGUAACACCAAACGUUCUAGGAUCUGGCGGUGCAUGGGGUUUAUACUUCUUUUUCUACAAUAGCAUUAAAGCAUGGAUCCAAGGAGGAAAUAGCAAGAAGCCAUUAGGACCCUCAUUGCACAUGUUCGCCGCUGCAGAUGCUGGAAUUCUUACUUUAAUUGUGACAAAUCCACUUUGGGUGGUGAAGACACGUUUAUGUUUGCAGUAUAUGGACGAUAAACAUCUUCCAGAAACGCUUAAAUAUAAGGGCACAGUAGAUGCAAUUAGAAAGAUUUAUAGAACUGAAGGACUUAGAGGCUUGUAUCGAGGUUUUGUACCUGGAAUGUUUGGUGUCUCGCACGGUGCUAUUCAAUUUAUGGUGUACGAAGAGCUGAAAAAUUGGUAUAACAAUUAUUUGAAUGUACCAAUUGAUACUAGGCUGAACACGUUUGAAUAUAUCUUCUUCGCAGCGAUUUCAAAAUUGAUUGCCGCGGCCUCGACUUAUCCUUAUCAAGUUGUUAGAGCACGCCUUCAAGAUCAUCACCACAACUAUAAUGGCAGUAUACAUUGCGUUCAAUCGAUAUGGAGGUCAGAAGGGAUAAGGGGUUUUUAUAAAGGCUUAACUCCCUAUCUUAUACAUGUUACACCAAAUAUUUGUUUAAUUAUCGUAAUUUAUGAAACAUUUUCUAAUGUGCCUACGCAUUAAUCUAAAAUUUUUAAAUGUUAGAAGAAGACAAGAACGUAUUAGUCCCAUUUAAAUAUUCUAUAAUUUUUCAAUGAUAGACUUACACUUUGAUAUUAGUUGUUUUUCCAGCCUGAAACGUAAUUUUUAAGCUGACAUUCGAUAAUUAUUAUUUGGAACGAUUUUAUGUGGAUUGUACUUUAAAACUUUUUAUUUCAUUUUGUCGUUUUAUCUCAUUCGUCGAUUUGGAACAGUAUUAUUAAAAAAAAGAUUAUUUCUAAGCAUGUAUAUUUUGUAGGAAUGGUAAAAUAAUAUAUACAUUAGUUUUUAUUUUCAAAGUGUAAAUUUCUAUCAGCUGCUUUUUAUUAUUAAUUAGAAUCAGACAGUUAAUUGAUAAAAUAAUAUUGAUAAAUAUUCUUGAAAAAUGUUUUGUUUAAAAAAACAAAUAUAUUCCAGCAGCAUAACCAAAAAAGAGAUUUUUACAAUAGUUGUAAUGAAUGCAGUUAUUUAAUUCAGUCAGGUAAUAUUUUUGUGAAUUCAUUUUUGAAAAGUAACUUAUACUGUAAUAACAAAUAAUGGGGAUAAUUUUGUUGUUUUUGAUAAUAGUACUUUAUCGCAGUCUUUGAACGAUAAAUGCCUUGAUAUUCUAAGGAUAUAUUUAAUUUUUUUAAAUUUACUUUUGAGAACACAAACAAUCCAUUAGAUUUUUUGAUACUAGAACAAUUAGAAACAGUCUCUAACAUUUAGUAUUUUACGAUCAUGAUAUGUACUUAGAUGACUGUUUCGUGUAAUAGUGGAACAUUUUAAAAACAAAGAUGACUAAAAACAGUUCUUAAUUUUAUUUUUGAAAUAUACAAUAAUUUACAGAUCAAUCAUAUAUUUCAUUUAUUUAAUAUUUCGCGCAUAUAGAAUAAUUUUAUUUGCUUUUAUGAAGCGCGAAAAGGAAAACGAAUUUUAUAUAAAUUUUAUAGAAAUCUUAUUAGCAAUUUUUUUUUUGAACUAACAUUCAAGUCGAUAAUAUCUAUCAGGUAUUAAAUGUUUUCUUUUUAAAAUGAAAUUAUAUUUUAAUAGCCUUAUCGUAAACUAA